GACUGGAGGAGGCGGGCCCGCUGGGCUUUGGGCGCGAGGUUGAAAGACGGUUGGUGUCGGUUCGGCCGCCGAGGUCCGGUCCCGCCGUGCAGCUCGCUCCAUGGCGGACCGCGAGGAGCUGCAGGUUUCCCCGCCGCCGCCGCCCUCCUCUCCCGCGUCUUCAGACGUGUCUUCGGCAUCUUCCCCCGGCACCCCGGGGGGUUUGGGCUGGUCGGUUCCGAGCAGGAGCAGCGGCCGGCUGGUGGACCCGCUGGAGGAGGUGGAGCUGCAAAUCGGAGACGCAGCGUUUUCAUUAACCAAACUUCUUGAAGCCACAUCGGCAGUAUCAGCUCAAGUGGAAGAGCUUGCCUUCAAAUGUACAGAAAAUGCACGUUUCCUUAAAACAUGGCGGGACCUCUUGAAAGAAGGCUAUGAUUCCUUGAAGCCUGACAACUGACUUGACUGUAAUAAUCCGUACUUCCUCAUUUAUGAUUUUGCACAUGUAGCAUGUGGAUAGGAUAAUCGCCAGCAGUUCCGUAUACAGAAAAUGGAAUUUUUCUUGGUUUUCUUCAUUUUGUGAAAACAGAAUAAUGAUGUUACUUUUGAUGCUGGCCCGUAUUUGUUCACCUUUAAACACUUUGAAAGUUCUCUAAACUUCCAAAGAAUCUUUUAUGAAAGUUAAUUUAAUCACUAGAUAAUAAUGCCACAGUAUUACCAGUAGCAAAGUAGGUGGAACAUUAUUCUCUUAGAUUUGCAAGAAGAUGCCAAAGAUGGCAGUUUGAAGUUGAGCUUUAUUUUAUGGACCAAGACGGGUAACUUUCAGGUUACUAAUGUUGGAUCCAGCUCCAUUAGGCUAAGUUCCCUAAAACCAAUGAUUGUCUUCUUUACUUCUAUAUUUCCAGCUCCUAGAACACUCUUACACAGCAGUCACUACGUUUGUUGAAUGAGUUGACAGCAUAAUUAAAAGCUGUUUUUUCUUCCUGUUUUUAGCAUGAAGAUUUUGUUUCUUGAAAAAAAUUUGAGUCAACCUCAUUGACUUGAAGGAAAAUGUUAUCUUUUUUUUUUUUUUAAACAGGAAUUUGAACUUUGGUAACGCUUUUUAAGAUAUAUGGUAUUUUUUGCCCUUCUAUGAUGCUUUUCAAAGAAGCUUUUACUGAAACCUGUCUUGAAAGAAUGCAUAUUUUUUUCUCUAUUUCUAAGGUUGACUGCUUUUUCUAGAUAUUUCUUGUAUUAAAUGCUGUUGCAUGUUUGUUCUCUUUAAAGUGCCUUAUUAAAGUUAUGGCUCUGUAUUAUUACUUUAGGAACUUGGCAAGUAAUAAUUCUAAAUUCUAAAUGUAAUAAUUCUAAACAAGUUACUUUUUAAAAUGCAUCAAUUUUAAAUGAUGUAAUUAUUUUCAUAUUAUUUAAUCUUCAUGACAGUGUUCCAUUUUACUUGUCCCGUAUCUUACAUUGCUCUCUCUCUCUCUCUUUCUGGUGGAUUUGUAUCACAUGUGUCAAUGAUUAAGCCAACUAAUUCUCUGUAUAACUUCUGGACACCUCUGAUACGGCAUCUUAAUUCUUUGUUGAUAUGGAGGUAUGCACAGAGCUAUAUUCCCAAGCCCCACCUUGGACCUGUGAAAGAGGCCACAUGGAUGGGUAAAGGAUAGUUUUGUUUAGCAUAUUAGGUCAUAGUUCUUGAUUGAUGUUUUAUGUUGAAGAUAACACAUAUGGUGUGUUCCUAUACCAAAGAGAUGCUUGUUUUGAUAUUAGAAAAAUAUUUUUUAUGUGUCGUGAAAAUGCAAUUUUUAAAAUGUACAAAAAUAAACCUGUCCAAAGCAAAUGUUAUUUCCAUUUCUUUGAGUUCAUUAUUUUAAAGCUUUUUAUUGAAAUAUUUCAAACCUAACAGGAAAGGUGAAUGGUUUAAACAACACCCAUGCAUUCUCACUAUGCAGGUUAGUAAGUGUUAGCAUUGGUUGUGCUUUCUUCAGAUGUUUGUAUGUAUGUAAAGGUUAGAUGCAUUUGAAUCUUGUUUUGUUACCUCUUUGAUUCCAUCCCCUCCUUCUCCUCAGAGAUAACCACUGUCCUACAGGUGGUGCAUAGGCUAGUCUGUGUUUUUGUAUUUUUAAUACAUAUUCAUGUUUUCAAAAGACUACAAAGUACUGUCCUGAAACGAAUGUAAUAUUGUAAAUCAACUAUAUUUCAAUUAAAAAAAAAACGCUAUUUUGUGUAUGUAGUAACCAGCCUCUAGAGGGCCCCAGUGGUCUCCUUUCUCCUGAUACUCAUGCCCUUGUAGAGUUUCCCACAUUGAAUAAUGUUGACUUGUGUAACUAGCAUAUUGAGGAAAUGCAGUGUGAUUUCCAAGGCCAUACCUUUUGCCCAUUUUUCUGUUACGUUUUGCCUUUCCCUUAUGGAUUUGUAGGUAUUACAUAUAUUGAAUACUAACUAAUGAUCCAUUAUGUAUGUUUCAACUAUCUUUUGUAGCCUGUGGUUUAUCUUUGAUUAUAGAGUCU
Hippopotamus amphibius kiboko is the source of this 2468-nucleotide messenger RNA. RefSeq names its product chromosome 3 C4orf46 homolog (gene C3H4orf46). The transcript has 2 exons. Lineage: Eukaryota; Metazoa; Chordata; Mammalia; Artiodactyla; Hippopotamidae. The coding region runs from base 101 to 436 and encodes 111 amino acids. The record is from RefSeq and is a predicted model, not a curated record.